AUGGGUCUCUCUUGUGCAUGCAAGCUACUCUUAGCCCUCGUGGUUACUGCUUACGUCUUCUCCGGGACUGCGGAAGCAUGGAGUUGGGCUUCCGUCAACUCUGGAGGCCGUUCUUCUGGUUCGAGUUCAGAUUCGCACUCGGACUCGAACCACUCUAGCGGUAAUGGCUCUACACACAAGAGUCACAAAACCACUCAAGUAGCCAUGGCCACCACAACCACACGGCUCCAUCAAAACACUCAAGCCACCAAACGGCUCCACUAA
This is a messenger RNA of Arabis nemorensis, 264 nucleotides long. The record is from the annotation of a GenBank genome assembly. NCBI's taxonomy places the organism in Eukaryota, Viridiplantae, Streptophyta, Magnoliopsida, Brassicales, Brassicaceae.